UCCUUCUCCUUCUCCUUCUCCUCCUUCUCCUUCUCCUGCUCCUCCUCCUUCUCCUCCUGGUCGCCGGCGAUGGCAUCCCAGCUGCUCCGGGCAGUGAUGCUGGGGCCGCCGGGCUCGGGGAAGGGCACGGUGUGCCAGCGGCUGGCCCACUGCUUCGGCCUGCACCACCUGCCCAGCGGCCGCUUCCUCCGCCAACACAUCGCCGCCGGCACCGAAGCCGGUGUGUUAGCCAAACAGUACAUUGAACAAGGGCUCUUAGUCCCGGAUGACGUGAUCACACGGGUCAUGCUGAGCGAGCUGGAACAUAGGCGGCACCAACCCUGGCUCCUGGACGGAUUUCCACGGACGCUGGUCCAGGCCGAAGCCCUCGACAUGGUGUGCGAGCUGGACCUCGUGAUCAGCCUGAACAUCCCGUUCGAGACGCUGAAGGAUCGUCUGAGCAGACGUUGGAUCCACCCGUCCAGCGGGCGAGUGUACAAUCUGGAAUUCAACCCGCCCCUCGUCCACGAGCCGAGGAAUCCUGCACUCUUUCUCGGGGACAGAGACGAACAAAAUCUGGCCGUACGUCUACACGCUGUUUUCCCACAAGAUCCCGCCCAUUCCGUCCAAAGAAGCCAACUGAGGCGGGCGCGUGGCAGAGAGCUGGGGGAGAGGGGCCGGGGCCCUCCAGCUGGGUGCCCCGGCCAGGGAAAGAGCGAGCGAGCGUCUUGGUCUUGGUGGUCGGCGGAUGGGGACGCGGACAUGUGAGGAGAAGGCUGUUCUCUUCGAAGACCCGGAGCCGCCAGUUUGGUCUCAGAAGUUUCUGCCUGAGCUGCCACCCCUGAGGCACCGGGGCCUUGGCGUCGUUUCUCACCCUGUUUUCGGCACGGAACCUGCCCCUGCCCCCAUUGUCAAUCUCGUCUAAAAGCCCGGAGAGCCCAGGUCCCUGGAGCGUUCCCCCUGUGGCCACACCCUCGGCCUCCCAGGGUCUUGAGGUGAGGGUCCCCUUGUUACACCCCCAGGGGUACUGAGAAAGGGGGCACCUGUCACACCCCCUGGAAUCUUGAGAAAGGGACUAAUAAUAACAACAGUUAUGGCAUUUGUUAAGCGCUUAUUGUGUGCCAGGCACUGUUCUCUAAGCAC
Tachyglossus aculeatus (Australian echidna) is the source of this 1122-nucleotide messenger RNA. RefSeq names its product adenylate kinase 4 (gene AK4). Gene Ontology annotation, cellular component: mitochondrion; cytoplasm. The coding region runs from base 70 to 747 and encodes 225 amino acids. The record is from RefSeq and is a predicted model, not a curated record. Gene Ontology annotation, molecular function: AMP kinase activity; ATP binding; nucleoside diphosphate kinase activity. The transcript has 4 exons. Gene Ontology annotation, biological process: nucleobase-containing compound metabolic process. NCBI's taxonomy places the organism in Eukaryota, Metazoa, Chordata, Mammalia, Monotremata, Tachyglossidae.